AUGACCUUCACUGGGGAUCUCCUCAUCAUUGGCAAUGGGGCGAUGGCUCUGUCAACUGCGUUGGCCUUCUCUGCCCGCCACCCUGCCGCACAGGUCAUGGUAAUCUCCGACCGAAAAGCCCCCGACGACAUCGAAACAGCUUACGUUGUUGACCUUCGGCGCCUGCAAGGCGACUGUCAGUCCUCCGCGGCACCAUCAUUCUCUACCGAGACACGACGCAUCAUAUGUGAUGACCGAGAACUGCGACACUGUCUCUUCACGCGCGGGGAAGUCUUUGCCUUGGUGAAAGGAGACGCGAAAAGCACCAAAAUUCUGGAAGAAAAGAAGGCAACCAUAGGCCUUGAUGAUCAGAGUAGUGCUUCCAAGAUACUCCCCUCUCCUGAAAGCAUCAGGAGCAUUCUGUCUAUCUCGAAUGCUGAGGAUCUUGAACGCCCAGGUCAUACAACAUCGCGCUGGCAGGAGGCGAUCUUCGACAAAAACGCUGCAAUUGUUGAUUUAAAUCAACUGCUGCUGAUCCUGUUCCGCAGGUGCCAGGCUCGAUCUAACAUCGCAUUGAAGUUCGGUGUUGAUAUUGAGCAUCCGAUCAUCAGCGAUAAUGUGUUCAAGGGAGUGGUUCUAAAGGAAGGCUCUCAAAUUACGGCACAGACCACCGUCCUGGCCGAUGCUCAAAUCUGUCAAAAGUUAAUGGGCCUCUCUCCAUGGGUGAAGAUAACCGGCCAUGAUACCACCUGGCUGAAACCAUCCGAGUCGGUUCUGAGGAAAUACAAAGACAUCCCUGUCUUGACCAACCUCUCUACUUGCUUUACCGUCUUCCCUCCUGUCAAUGGAGAGUUCAAAUGCACAUUGAAGCUGAACGAUUACGGUGAUGGCAAUGCUCCUGGCAUUGACUCAUGUCCGUGGUCGCUCACUCCCAGUACUGAGCGGGAGAUUCGCCGCAAUCUGGCGGAGAUUCUACCGGAGGUUGCGGAUCAGCCCUUUUCGCGGUCGAGGUUGGAAUGGGCUAUGACCACAGAGAGCCGCAGUGGCUUUAUUGCCCGCAACUCGCAGAUGGAUGGACUGUUUAUUGCCACUCUGCCGACAACCCUUGAGCCGCAGGCUAUUUGCCUUGGCGCAAAAGCUGUGGACUUGAUUGAUCAGGUUGCCACAUCCAGCUUGUCCCAGAGGUGGAGCUUGUUAGACACAAACACCGCCCCAAAAAGCACUCCGGGACUUCACAGACCCAUCGUUAUAGUGGGCGCUGGUGUAUUCGGCUUGACGACGGCGCUCCAUCUUGCGCAACGGGGCUACAAGAAUGUCACCAUUCUUGACCGUGAGGCAUAUGAACAGACCGGCUACACCAGUUCCGCAGCGAGUGCCGAUCGGAACAAAAUCAUCCGGGCCUCAUAUGGAAAGCAAAAGUUGUAUGAGAGCCUCGCGUUCAAGUCCCUCGACAGCUGGGAAAAGUGGAACUCAGACGUGCGCAAUGCGAGUGACUUGCCUGAUUCGCUCCACUUCAGUGAUCGCCUCUGGGAUAAUUGCGGAUUUGUCCGCGCGGGCGAACUCAGUGGCCUCGAUCCACAAGAGACCGCCACCCAGGACGGUUUCCCUGAGGCCCUCAAGGACACCCAGUACCGUCUUACGGACGAGUCUCGGAAGAGGGAUGCUCAAAUGAACGGUAUUAAUCCUACCAAGCUCGAUCCAUUCAACCGCUUGCAACGAGGGCUUGGUUGGGAUGGUAUCCUCGAUGGCACUGGUGGAUACGUUGCCGCAGACAAAUCGUGCUCGUGGGUCCUUCACCUCUGCCAGAAGCUGGGAGUCCAAAUCAGGCUUGGUGAUCAGUACGCUUUCAAGGAGUUCAUCCGUGACGGUGAUAAGAUUAUCGGUGUUCAGACAGAGCUCGAUGGCACUUCAUUCCCAGCCGACUUGGUGAUCGUUGCUGCCGGUGGCUGGACGCCGUCCAUCGUUCCCGAGGUUGCCGAUCUCCUUCAAACCACAGCGGGUAGUGUUGCAAAGAUCCAGCUGCCACCUCAAAAUGAGCGACCCGAUUUGUGGAAGAAGUACAGCUCGUCCGAGUUCCCAUGCUGGUCUUGGCGCCUCACGGGAAGUACGAUGCAGGGUACCGAGGUUGGCGGUAUUUAUGGAUUCCCACGCACCCAGGAUGGGUUGAUCAAGAUCGGCUUCCGUGGGACAAAGUGGACCAACAUGGCGUACAGCAACGCAGAAGGACGCUUGAUUUCGUAUCCCACCAAUGCACAUGGUCUGCCAAGUAAGGCCCUGGAUAACAUUCGCGAAUUCUGCAAGAAAAAUAUGCCAGACCUUGUAGGUCUCCCCCUCUCGACACGGUUGUGCUGGUAUACCGAUUCUGUGGACAGCAACUUUUUGGUUGAUCGUGUUCCUGGCACCGAAGGCCUCAUGGUUGCCAGCGGAGGAAGCGGACAUGCGUUCAAGUUCCUGCCGGUGCUGGGUGAGCAUGUCGUGGAUGUCGUUGAAAAAAUAGAGACAGACUACACGAACCUCUUCAAGUGGCGCGAUCCAUCCGCCGCAGGCCAAAAAGCUCGGUUCAACACACCUUCCGGUAACUGGCCCGAACUGAAGCGAGAUGAUUUGUCCGGCGGCUGGUAA
Penicillium olsonii is the source of this 2601-nucleotide messenger RNA. NCBI's taxonomy places the organism in Eukaryota, Fungi, Ascomycota, Eurotiomycetes, Eurotiales, Aspergillaceae. The record is from the annotation of a GenBank genome assembly.